CAGAGUCAGAGUCAGAGUCAGAGGCAGGUUUCGGAAUUGCAGCAUUGGCAGCGCAAGGGCAGGGGGCAUCUCGUUGAACAACUCGGCAGGGCGCGAAACGAACAUGCAGCACCGAAGUCUUUUCCAAACGGAGGGGGUUUUGAUUGAAUGAUCAAACUGCAAAUGCUCUUCACUCUCGAGUCGCACCGGAGCGCCAGCUCGAAAGACGAUCUUGGUGUAGUUGGAUUGAAUCCAGGAAGCAAGAGUUCCCCCAACCUCGAGCUCUGGUGGAAUUCCUGGCCAGCAGCAGCUGUGAAUCUUGCCAGUCUGCUAGCAUGCAGCUUGGCCGCAUGUAACCAUUGUUUGGAAACUCUGUGCUGACUUUGAUGUGCCGCCAGCUGGAAUUGGGAGCUUGGGGCAAAUGAGGCUAGUGUCAUUGCAUGGGGCCUAUUAAGGCCACGGAGACUCGCAAGCAGAGCGAAACUGUUAGGGCGGAUGAAGGAGUCGGAUGAUUAGUAACAUUUCACAGCCUGCAUCCAAGAUGGCUGCCUUACACUCGUUCUGGGGGGCAAGCAAAGGAAGCAUCGAGUGGUGUGAGCAGAACUAUGCAGUGAGCCCCUACAUAGCAGAGUUUUGGAACUGCAUAACAAACAUCCCAAUGAUCAUACUUGCGGGGAUUGGCCUAGCAAGUGCCAUCCGGCAGCGUUUCGAGAAGCGGUUCAGCAUCCUCUGGCUCAUGAUGGUCACAAUCGGGAUUGGAAGCGCUCUUUUUCAUGCCACAUUGAAGCAUGUGCAGCAACAAAGUGACGAGACCCCAAUGGUUUGGGCAAUCCUGGUGUACAUAUACGUCCUCUUCUCCCCAGAUUGGCACUACACAAAUGCCAUGCCGAUCUUCCUCUUCCUCUACGGAACGUGCUUUGCCAUCAUCCAUUCGCAAUUCCGCUUUGUGAUUGGUUUCCAGAUCCACUACGCCUUCCUUGUGUCGCUCUGUCUUCCACGGAUGUAUAAGUACUACCUCCACUGCAACUCCCCAGUGGCGCAGCACGUAGCCGAGCUGUACAUUUACACGCUUAUCCUUGGGGUAGCAUGCUGGCUUGUAGAUCGAUCGUUUUGUGACCUUCUACAAAGUUUCCCCGUCAAUCCCCAGGGGCAUGCCUGGUGGCAUGUGUUCAUGGGCUUCAACUCCUAUUACGGAAUAACCUUCCUAGAAUACUGUCGAGCCUCACAAUUGCGGUGGAAUCCAACAGUGGUGUAUUGGUGGGGCCUGCCAUACGUACAUGUCAAAAAGGGAGCUGCUAGAGAGCAAGCAGUAAGCAAUGGCCUAAGUAAAGUUGAUUAGGAGGACCAGGAAGUAGUCGUGCUGAUGACUGUAAGUCUGAAUGAUCCAGAAUGGUGAACUCAUUCGCGAGUGGGCUACUGAUCUGAAAACAAUUUCGUGUCCGUUGUUUUUGGCAGUUUGCUCCAUGCCUUGCAUGCGACGGAAAAGACGUUUCAAAGUUCAUUGAACGGCUUAUAUCUUCAACAUCUCGAGUUCAAAGUGGUUAAUGAGCG
Klebsormidium nitens is the source of this 1530-nucleotide messenger RNA. Lineage: Eukaryota; Viridiplantae; Streptophyta; Klebsormidiophyceae; Klebsormidiales; Klebsormidiaceae. The record is from the annotation of a GenBank genome assembly.